AUGGCCGAAAACAAGGGAUCGCCGCCCGUCGAUAGCGAACUCACCGAAGCGCACGAAAACCUAACCCUUUCGUCGACAGCUAGCGAACUGACUCGCAUCUUCAACAACGCCGGCAUUAUUCCUGGUAAGGGCUACCUAUCCUUUAAUAUGGGCGACGACGAGGAAGAAGAGGUGGAUGACUACGUCGCCGUAGACCACGACGAUGCUUCAGAUUACUCGUAUCUAUUCCGACGACCGUCACAAGGACGCCCGCGAACUGCGUUAGAUGAACUCCAUCCCUUCACUAGCGUCCUCAAUAUGUCGAAUGUCGAUGACUGCGUUGAUGUGGAAGCGGUGUUCCCCGAACACGAGCGAGCUUCGAAGGAUAAGUUUAUAUAUCGCCUCACAAAAUGCCCCGAAUUGAGCUUGGGGAUAUUCACUCUGCCGGUCUUGGACAAAAACCAAGAAAAGUCUCGCCCAGAACUUAUUGCACACGUGAUCGCGACUCGCACAUCAGCGCCGCGCGUGACCGAAGCCUGCAUGGACUUCCCGACAGACUGGCAAACGCGAAUGCGCAGCCUGCCUGAUGAGAACGACACGGAAGUACUCGGCCACGAAGAUCAAGGUGGAACAAUUGCACUGCAUUCUCUCGCCGUCAAGGAAGAGCAUCAGAGGAAACAAGUCGGGACUACCCUCAUGAAGUCUUACAUACAACGCAUCAAAGACGCUGCUAUCGCAGAACGAAUUGCGCUUCUUGCACACGACCACAUGGUUUCUUUCUACGAAUCCCUCGGGUUUGAAAAUCGUGGACCGAGCGCAUGUGCAUUUGGCGGCGGUGGCUGGUUUGAUAUGGUUUAUGAAUUCCCUCCCGAGGAAGCACAUGAGUAA
Molecule: messenger RNA, 867 nt
Organism: Talaromyces proteolyticus
Lineage: Eukaryota; Fungi; Ascomycota; Eurotiomycetes; Eurotiales; Trichocomaceae
Product: putative GNAT family acetyltransferase
Exons: 3
Coding region: 1-867 (288 amino acids)
Cellular component (GO): cytoplasm
Molecular function (GO): aralkylamine N-acetyltransferase activity
Source: RefSeq, a predicted model, not a curated record